GACAUCAAACCGGAGGAGGUGCGCGGCGGAGACAGACAGGCCGUCCUCUGCUCCUGCUGCAUGUGAGGAGGAGACGGCGGGACACGGUCGAAGGAGGGGGGGGAAAAAAACCUACCGUUAACCGCCGGCUCUGUGUUCCUUGUCUGCAGAGUCGGUGGAUAGAAAUAGCAGACACCUAAAGAGUCUACCUACAAUACUGGGCUAUGGAUGACAUAUUCACACAGUGUCGAGAGGGUAACUCUGUUGCUGUUCGCCUGUGGCUGGACAACACAGAGAAUGACCUCAACUUGGGUGAUGAUCAUGGCUUCAGCCCCCUGCACUGGGCUUGUAGAGAAGGCCGGAGUGGCGUAGUCGACAUGCUGAUCAUGAGAGGCGCUCGUAUUAAUGUAAUGAACCGCGGAGACGAUACACCGUUGCAUCUCGCGGCUAGCCAUGGACAUCGAGACAUUGUGGCAAAGCUGAUUCAGUGCAAAGCGGACCCCAACACUGUCAACGAGCAUGGAAACACGCCACUCCACUACGCCUGCUUCUGGGGUCAAGACCAGGUGGCAGAGGACUUGGUGAUAAGUGGAGGCCAAGUGUGUAUAUGCAACAGGUAUGGACAGACGCCACUGGAUAAGGCCAAACCCAAUCUAAGACAGCUGCUUCAAGAAAAGGCAGAAAAAUUGGGACAAAGCAUGACUAAAGUCCCCUAUAAGGAAACUUUCUGGAAGGGCACCAUGCGAACAAGACCUCGUAAUGGGACCCUGAAUAAGCAAGCUGGUAUUGAUUACAAGCAGCUGUCGCUUCUGGCUAAGAUCAAUGAAAACCAGUCUGGAGAGUUAUGGCAGGGUCGAUGGCAGGGGGAUGAAAUUGUUGUCAAGGUGCUACAGGUGAGAGACUGGACCACCCGGAAGAGCAGAGAUUUCAAUGAAGAACAUCCAAAACUCAGGAUCUUUUCUCAUCCAAACAUUCUGCCUGUUCUUGGUGCAUGUCAGUCACCGCCUUCCCCUCACCCCAUCAUCAUUGCCCCCUACAUGCCGUAUGGAUCUCUCUACAACAUACUCCACCAGGGCACAACUGUGGUGGUUGACCAAAGCCAAGCAGUGAAGUUUGCUUUGGACAUUGCCAGUGGCAUGGCGUUCCUCCACACUUUAGAACCGAUGGUUUCACGACUCUAUCUCAACAGCAAACACAUUAUGAUUGAUGAAGAUAUGAUAGCCAGAGUAAGUAUGGCAGAUGCAAAAUUCUCCUUCCAGUGUCCUGGCCGUAUGUACUCCCCAGCAUGGUUGGCCCCUGAAGCCCUGCAAAAAAGACCUGAGGACAUCAACAGGAGAUCUGCUGAUAUGUGGAGCUUUGCAGUGUUGCUAUGGGAGCUGGUGACCAGAGAGGUUCCUUUUGCUGACCUCUCACACAUGGAGAUAGGCAUGAAGGUGGCUCUGGAGGGUCUCCGGCCCACCAUUCCUCCAGGAAUCUCGCCUCAUAUCUGUAAGCUGAUGAGGCUUUGCAUGAACGAAGAUCCAGCCAAGAGACCCAAGUUUGACAUGAUUGUCCCCAUCCUGGAGAAAAUGCAAGAAAAGUGAAUAUACCCAUGACCAUUUGUCUAUUUUGUUAAUCACCAGACCACUCUUUAUCAUCACCUAAAGCAUGUAUCUGCUAAAGCACUGUAAAUAUUAAUUUGAUCAAAGACCACUUUUGUCACCCAUUAUGAACAGUAAGUCUUGUAUUUCUUAUCUUGUAUAAUUUAAAUUUUAAGCUGAAACAUUUUGGUCUUUUAUUUUAGUUGAAAUAUUGAAAGUGUGGCUUCUGUUCAGCUAUGAAUUAACUGCUCACAGACAGAUCCAAAGAACUGUACAGGAAAAAAAAUGUUCUGUACACAUUAGCAAAUACCAGUGCAAUAAAUGUUUUGUAUUUAUGCAAA
Molecule: messenger RNA, 1900 nt
Organism: Thalassophryne amazonica
Lineage: Eukaryota; Metazoa; Chordata; Actinopteri; Batrachoidiformes; Batrachoididae
Gene: ilk
Product: integrin-linked kinase
Exons: 13
Coding region: 204-1562 (452 amino acids)
Biological process (GO): cell-matrix adhesion; protein phosphorylation; integrin-mediated signaling pathway
Cellular component (GO): focal adhesion; stress fiber
Molecular function (GO): ATP binding; protein kinase activity; protein binding
Source: RefSeq, a predicted model, not a curated record